AGUCAGGAGGUGUGCUGACAUCACUCCUGAUUGAAAGGCUCGACGCCUAUCGACCAAUCAGCUCUUGACUUUUGUCUUCGCGUGGCCUCUUUAAAGGGAUUGACAGAAACGCCCCCAGCCUCCACUCUGCAGAAUUUCUCCGUUUUUAUUCGCUUUUUAAAAGCGACGCUAAUAAUUAAACUUUGAAAGUGUAGUCAUAAUGCCAUCACAAACCAAACUGAACCACUAAUUGCGUUUUGCCUGUGGGCUCUCCUGCUGUUUGGGCGUUUUUGUUUGCACCUGAAUAUAUUAGGACUGCCAUCAUGAAGUUGAGGAGGUGUUCAAGGAAGCCAGCUUUUCCAUGGUUUGGAAUGGAUAUCGGUGGUACUUUAGUAAAGCUUGUUUACUUCGAGCCAAAAGACAUCACUGAAGAAGAGGAGCUGGAAGAGGUGGAGAAUCUGAAGAGCAUACGCAGGUACCUCACCUCCAACACGGCCUAUGGUAAAACCGGCGUCCGUGAUGUACACCUGGAGCUGCACAACCUGACAAUCUGCGGUCGCACAGGGAACCUUCACUUCAUCCGCUUCCCCACCGCUGCUAUGCACAGAUUCAUCCAGAUGGGCAGAGAUAAGCACUUCUCCAGUCUGCACACCACACUGUGUGCCACCGGUGGCGGGGCAUACAAGUUUGAGAACGACUUCAGAACGAUGGCAGACCUAGAGCUGCUGAAGUUGGAUGAGCUGGACUGUCUGAUCCAGGGGCUGCUGUACAUAGACUCGGUCGGUUUUAACGAUCAUCCCGAGUGUUAUUACUUUGAGAACCCCUCCGACACACAGAACUGCAUCAAGGAACCCUGCUGUCUUGACAACCUUUUUCCCAUGUUACUGGUCAACAUUGGCUCAGGCGUCAGCAUUCUAGCAGUGUACACCAAGGACAACUACAAACGAGUGACAGGCACCAGUCUUGGUGGAGGGACGUUUUUGGGGCUUUGCUGCCUGUUGACUGGUUGUGAGACAUUUGAAGAGGCCCUUGAAAUGGCCAGCAAAGGGGACAGCACCAAUGUGGACAAACUGGUGAAGGACAUCUAUGGAGGAGACUACCAGCGCUUCGGCCUGCAAGGGUCCGCCGUGGCUUCAAGCUUUGGCCACAUGAUGAGCAAAGAGAAGAGGGACAGUAUUUCUAAAGAGGACUUGGCCCGAGCUACACUCGUCACUAUCACCAACAACAUUGGCUCCAUUGCACGCAUGUGUGCGGUUAAUGAGAAGAUUGAGCGGGUUGUGUUUGUGGGUAACUUUCUGCGUAUAAACACUGUGUCGACAAAGCUUCUUGCCUAUGCUAUGGACUUCUGGUCCAAGGGCCAGCUGAGGGCCCUUUUCCUGGAACAUGAGGGAUACUUUGGAGCCGUCGGUGCUUUUCUAGACCUGCUGAAGUCGGCUGAUGACACAUAAAGGAAAUCAUCAUCUCCUAUCAUCCAGAAGCUCCAACAGGAAAACUGGAAUACUGGGAACACUGGGAAAUUUAAUAGAAGCCACUAUAGUAAUUAACCUGUAAAUAACCCUUAAAAUAAGAUUCUAAAUAAUAUUUUUAUGACUAACUUAGUCUCCCUCAGACUUCCAACUUUUUUCCAUUUAUACUGUUUGUAAAUCUCAUUGUGUAGUGAACAGGGAGAGUUUAUAUGGUGGCCAAAACCUGCUGUGUUAAGGUUUUGCUAUGGUGAGAGUAUUCAGCGUUAACUGCUGUUUCUAGGCCUGGUUAAAUAAUGGGCCUUUCAGAGGGUUUUUUUUUUUUGGUGUUAAACUGCUGUUCAGACCCCAAAUGAUGUUUGACACACUGUUCGAGUUGAUUUUCAAGUCUCAGGUCUGUGUUAAAUGUGUGCAGACUUCUUGUAGUAAAGGCAUUGGUCUUUACACAGCAUAGAGCAACCUUUCUCUGGUUGCAUCUCUUUUCACUCUUCCUCUUCACUACAAUUAACAGUUUUCCAUGCGUUUAUAUGCCUGAAAGUAAUUUUAAACGGUUCGAUGUUGGAAUUAUAUUGGAAUAGUUGAACGUUUUAAAAAUAUAUAUUUACACUGAUUCACAUGAAGCCUUUACUUUAUAAAAUGAUACACAGGAAGCUCAGGGUGUCUCACUUUUAUUUUUGAGAGGGAAUUCUGUGGGACCAAGUGGCCAGUUUGACAGGCACUUCAGAUAGAAAGCUCUCCUAACGUCCCACAUUUUUGUUGUCUUUGUCCAGCUUUGCCUCUUUUUCAUCUUGCCUUUUCCCAUUCUUUUUCCCAUCUAAACCAAAGCUACUUCAGUCAUCUUUAUCUGAAUGCACACAGUUAUAUACUGUAUGCAUAUACCUCCUCUUUGGUUACUUUCUUAUCUAUAAUGGUACGAAGAGUACUUGAAGUAGCCGUGUGGUGACAAAACAUAAAGUCAGUACGACAGCAGUUACCCACAACCCCCCAUUCCUCUGUAAGCAACUGUGUUUCCACUGUAGUGCCAAAGUGAGACGGGAGGAGUCAAACCAGACAGCCUGUCAGUGCAAGCAUUCCUGCUUCACCAGGCCAUGAACCACAUUACUUCUCUUAAAAGUUGCCUAGUAUAAGAGUAUUUCUAAGAUGAAGUUCAAUAUCAUAUGUCAUUUAAAAAUAAAAACACCACUCUCUUACUAUUUAACUCUAUCGUUCAUUUCUCCUUGCUGUCUUUCUUGCCUUCUGUGUGAUCGUUCUCCUCCGUUAACAUUUGUGGCUGUUUUUAGGUUGUGCUUUUAUUUUAUUUCUUCUUUUUUUUUU
This is a messenger RNA of Carassius auratus (goldfish), 2756 nucleotides long. RefSeq names its product pantothenate kinase 1-like. NCBI's taxonomy places the organism in Eukaryota, Metazoa, Chordata, Actinopteri, Cypriniformes, Cyprinidae. Gene Ontology annotation, molecular function: pantothenate kinase activity; ATP binding. Gene Ontology annotation, biological process: coenzyme A biosynthetic process. The transcript has 7 exons. Bases 303 to 1427 code for a protein of 374 amino acids. The record is from RefSeq and is a predicted model, not a curated record. Gene Ontology annotation, cellular component: cytosol; nucleus.